UGUGUCUGGAUGUGAAAAUUCCAGCUAGCGCUUCUGUCAGUUAACGAUGCUCCAGUGCUGCUGUUAGUUCAGUCCAGACCGCAGCGACGUGAUGGACACGACGCAUGAAGGCAGGCUGACGAGAAGGCGAGAGGCGCUCCAGUGACUCCGCAGCACAUUUCCUCUCUCUGCUCAGCAUGAAUGGUCUGAUGUCUGCACGGGCUCUGUGGUUUUGGAUAAUUGCUUUUGUUAACAGACGCUCUGAUGUCUGAUUGAUUUUCUUCUAUUUUAUCUGACAAAUAUCCAGGCUGUUGUUCAGUGGACUGGCUCCUGUCGGGGUGCAGCUGGAUUCUGGUCCCAUUCUGCUCUGGGGCCCUCUUUUUUAUUACAUAAUUAGCUUGAUUUUUUUUAUGGAACCUCUCCAUCUCUACAAUCUACAGCUCUUUUAACCUCAACAACAAAUGUGCAGCAGAAUGGACAAUCUGACUGCACUUCAUGUGGCUGCCCUCCACCGCUGGGCUCUGACAGCUGGUUUAUGACUGUGGACUUUGCUGCACUGUGUGUUGUGUUUCUCAUGCCUUGCUCGACAACUCCACUAUGAUAGGCUCACCUGACGUGGUGGCUUUCACUAAAGAGGAUGAGUAUCGGGAGGCAAAUCCCGACCCCUGGGCUCUACCCGAGGAGUUCUCUGUUCCCCUCCAUCCGCUGGCCGACUCCAACCCCUGGGCCAAAACCUCCUAUGCCAAGUUCACCAAAGACUUCAUCCUCAUCUCUGAGUUCUCUGAGCAGGUGGGCCCUCAGCCUCUCCUCACCAUCCCAGAUGACCCCAAAGUCUGUGGCACCUUCGAUCUCAACUACUUCUCCCUUCGCAUCAUGUCAGUGGACUACCAGGCCUCCUUCGUGGGGCAUCCGCCUGGCACUGGCUACCCAAGGCUCAGCUUUGUGGAGGACUCGAGGGUGGUGCUGGGCGACUCAAAGGAGGGGGCGUUCGCCUAUGUCCAUCACCUCACGCUGUACGACCUGGAGGCGAGGGGCUUCGUCAGGCCAUUCUGUAUGGCGUACGUUUCAGCAGACGAGAGGAAAAUCAUGCUGCAGUUCCAGGAGCUGUCCCUCCGCUUCUCGCAGGCCUCUGAGUGUCUGAAGGCUGGGAACAGGAGAGCGUUUGCCAAGGAGCUCCAAAGGAAGCUCCGGGACCUGGAGUACACCCACUCUGUGCUGCAGAGGGAGGAAGGCCUGCAGAGAGAGGCGGGGCCUCAGCGCAUGUACUCCGCUCAUGCUGUGGAAAAGGCCAACGAGCUUGCAAACGUGGAAAAGAGCAUCUACGAACACAGAGACCUGCUGAGACAGAUCAGCUCCUACCAUCACCGUCCCCGCCGAGAUCCUCACGCUGUUACCUGCCAGAAGUGUGUCACAGAGUGUUUGCGCGAGUGUGAAGAGCUGUUGGAAAAAUACGGCAAGCUCGCCAACCCCUUCAGUUACAGAGACAAAGGGGAGAAGGGGGAGGAAGGGCAGGGGCAGAUUGAUGAUGAAGGAGGAGAAGAAGAAGUGGACGAGGAGGAGGAUGAGGGCGUUAAACGAAGGCCGUCCUACACGCCACAGCUGAUCAAAGCUAAGUCUCCAAAGUGUUUCGACAAGCGCCUGAAGACCCUGCAAGAGCUGUGCGACGAUACUUUCUACGAGGCCACUGUGGAGCUCCUGAAGGAGACAGAGAGGAGUUUCCGAGGGGACCUGUGCUACCUGCACACACGCCGCCUGGACAGGGUACUGCGCAAGAAACAGAGAGUUACCAACUUCCUGUUUGAGGAGGACCUUGGUGAGGAUGAUGAGGAUGAAGGGGGAACACUAAGACCGUUCUGUGCUGUGAACCAUGCUGUAGAUAACUAUACACACUUAAAUCCACCUCCUAUUGUGCUAGGACCAGAACCUCUAGAGCUAGAUGUUCUGGAGCCUCCAGAUCUUUUAGACCCAGCCUCUGAGACCAGCCAUACUCAAGUGUUGUGUGAGCUUGGACUUGCGGAGGCCCAUCUGGAGUCCUCCCCCUCAGACCAGACUCUGGAGACCCAGGAGAGCUCGGAGGAAACCAAAGGGAGCUUCAGCAGCGAUAAGAGUGGGAUGGGUCAAGGAGAGAGACAACAGAACCUGGCUAGUAUGACGUCAGAAGCUCCUGAUCCUGAUUCUGACCUGACCCCUGACCCUGACCAUAACACUGACCUGGAGAGGGAGAGCAGCAGUGAAGAGAUCGAGACCACUGCUGGGGAGGACGAGGGUGACCAGACGCCUGUAUCUUUGCUGGAAGUGAUGUCUGAGCUGGAGGCCAGCAGGGAGGAGGAGUGUGAGGGCGUAACUGAUGGGGCUUGUGAGAUGGAGUCUGAUUUGUUGGUUCCAAUAGACACGGCGUGUUGUAUGGCCCAAGAGGGCUUCCUUUAUGAGGCUUCUGCCCCAGAGGCACCUCACCUUGGCCAAAGUUCCCACCUGCAGCCCUGUCAAACCUCUGUGGUCAACCAGGAGCCCCAGGCCCUACUUCCACUCCAGGACGAGUACGCUGUGGGUUCUCCCUGCUCAGAAAGCCCCGCACCUGGCCUGGAGCUGCCCGUUGGGGAUGCAGUGUCCCGCACGUCAGCAGAGGAUGGGUCAGACUGUACCAUGAGUGCUUCUACAGGGUCUGAUCGGGCUGCCUCACCUCUUGGCUACGGGGGGGUGGUGACCCUGCGUCAGAGGAAGAAGGCUGGACAAGGGGCCUUGAGGUUUGUGCGACAGUACCCAUUUGCCAUGCAAGCUCUGUGGUGUCUGCUGAGUGGCAGAACGCUGGUGGUGCUCGGGGCAGAUGAGGGGAGAGUCCGCCGACUGGUCGCUGCUCUGGCCCUCUUUGUGCCGGCUCCUGGCAAGUGUGGAGAGAGGGUUCAGGCCUGGCUGUCCUGCCCCUUCACUCUUACUGACCUGCAGAGGUGGAAACUCAUUGGAUUACAAAGAGUAGCGUCCCCCGUGGGAUCCAGCAUGCUUUACUCGCUGUCCCGCUACAGUCGCUACAUCUCCAUCCUGGAUGCCGACCAGAAGACCUUGCGCUGUCCACCGUAUCGUGGCCAACUCCUCGCCAACAUCGCCGACCACCGCACCUACAUCCGCCGCGGUUCCACCUACUUCCUUCACUUGCAGAGCACGCUCUGUCGCCUGGCAGCCAAGGCCUUCCUGUUUACCUUCACCCACCACCUCCACCUGCCGGUCAGCUCCACGGAGGGGCCCGAGGUUGUGGAGGGCCGACGCCGCUGCUUCCUGCAGGAGCACCUGGGGCUGGGAGAGGAGGACAGCCUGAUACUGUUCUACCUCAGCCAGCUCAUCACUCAGCAGUACCUGCAGCCCGCCACCGGGAGCAGUGCAGCAGCAACUUGUUUUAGUUUUAACUACACCACCAGCGUUUUUUACAAAAUCUGAUAUUAACCUGGGAGGAGGAUUCCUACACACGUUUUUGCAGAAAUCAUGUUGACCCUUUGGUCUCUGGACCGAAGGGGAUCUGGAUAAGGUCUUUUAGUUUCAGGACAAACUCUGAACUGAUUAUUAUUUAAUCUCUCUCUGCCUUGCUGUCUUUUCUCUGGUUUUGCUCUUACCUCUGUGUGCCAGAAAAAGGAGACAGAGUGAGUCGUGAAUGUCAGUGAGUGUGUACUUGCGUGUAUUUGGUCCAGAGCAUGUUGACACUCACAAACACACACAUCAGAGCGGACGAAGGUCGGCUCUGAUGAUUGUCCUUUCACUCAUUUGUGUGUCUUUUCACUUCCAUGGAAAAAAAAGAGUUACUUGCACACACACAGACACACACUUCAUUUUAAAAAACUCAAUCCAACAUGGCUGUCUGCAUCUCCUAAGUGCUGGUCUGACCUAGGCCAGCUCGCUAAAAGGUUCAAUCACAGCUCUUUGUUAACACCAACCAAUCACUGAGCGGUUUGUCCGCCAUGAUAUAAUCUCCGCUAUACGUGAACAUGUUUGUCAGGAUUAAUGUAACAAUCUCACGGAGAACAGACGUCUCUGAAUCUGUCCAGGAAACCUUGUUAGCACCAUGCAGGCUGGUCACAGCUGGUUUUGUGACAUGUCUAUUUGAAAACUAGCACACAACCUCCAAGGCCAGUAUGUUUCCGAAGCCGAUCCUUUUUAUAUUUCUGCCUCCCUUUGAGUUUUCUCUUUUGUGAAUUCAUUUUAACACACAUUCCCGCAGUAACGGAUGAACCUCCGUUUUGUUCAGAUAGAGGCACAGUGUUGGAUUUUAACUGAGUAGUAUUGACCUUUGAGAGUAAACACUCCCAGAGGCUGCUUUCAGGUUGUGAUGCAUGAGGAAGCGUAUUUGCUGUGUGAAGUAGACCCUGAGCGCUCCGCGUGAUACUGCAUGUCCAGAGAAAUAACGUCAUCACGCACACACUCACCCAGCAGCAGCAAAAACCUGUCGAUAUUAACCGCUGGCGAGCAUUUUCAUGGAUAUUACUCACUCUGUCAGGAGCAUUUUAAAGCUACUUUACGUAAAUGUAUUGAAUUUCACUGUUGUCUUACAGUUGUGUGAGAGUGUUGUGGUGUUAGCAUGAGGCUGUCUUGUGCCAGGGUGAAUCACCGUAUUGAUAAUAUUUCUGUUUUGUUACAUUUGGAUGAACAGACUUGGGCCAGAUGCUGAACAGUUUGGGUGGUUGAGCCAGUGGUGUUGUGUUUGUGUAGAUUUUAUUAUGGGAAAAACUGUUUUCCUGUGCCAUCAAAAAGCAAAACUCUAAGCUUGACACUUGAUUUAGGACAGUUGCCUAUUAUUUAUAUUUAUAUAUCUAUAUAUCUAUAACAAUCCUGUGCUGUGAAGAAAACUCAACGGUUCUAUAUUUAUUGCAAAAUUUCAAUUUGACCAUCAUGCCGAGGGAAGCCAGAUUUCCUCUUUGGAGGAUGCUGGAGAAUUUCACAAGUACAAAAUCUUCACGUUCUAAGUUCUGUUACGUCGGCCAGCGAGCCGACACACUAUCAAAGCUUCUCUGAUAGUAUUUUACAUUUUACUGUUCCUAAUUCUUUGGCGUCCCCGAUGGGAGCUGUACUUCUGUAUCUAGGAUGGUAACUGUACUUGUGGACUGCAUGGUCAGAGUUUUAAUGUGAAAGGUCAAACAAUGUGGGCUUAUGGCUGCUGUACUUCCUGCUACGAACAAGGCAGAUUUAGUUUUUUAGGCAUAUGCAUUUUAACUAACAGCAGCCUCACAUUUUUAAUUCCAUCUCAUGUAUUAUUUUAUUUUUGUGCAAUUUUGGCUGAAUUAUCUUUUUUUAUGCCAUAUGUGAUGUCUUUUUAUUUUUUAAUGCUUGGAUAACACAUUUCUCUGCUUAGCUGUAAUGAGUCUUUUUUUUUUAGUUGUUGUUCCUCUAAUGCAAAAAGGUGAAUGUAAUCUGAAUAAGCCAUACCACAGUGUGCUUAACAUGUCGUCACUCAGUGUCCUUAUGUUGCCAUAUCAUGUCUACCUUUUGUAUCUCAUCGGGAGGGGCUGUCGUGCUCGCUCCAGCCCUGUACGACGGCGAUGUUGCCAGUGAUUUUAA
Chelmon rostratus (copperband butterflyfish) is the source of this 5517-nucleotide messenger RNA. It is a transcript of the gene smcr8a, whose product is annotated as Smith-Magenis syndrome chromosome region, candidate 8a. The record is from RefSeq and is a predicted model, not a curated record. Bases 577 to 3408 code for a protein of 943 amino acids. The transcript is spliced from 3 exons. Gene Ontology annotation, cellular component: guanyl-nucleotide exchange factor complex. Gene Ontology annotation, molecular function: GTPase activator activity. NCBI's taxonomy places the organism in Eukaryota, Metazoa, Chordata, Actinopteri, Chaetodontiformes, Chaetodontidae.